Glycine soja is the source of this 1956-nucleotide messenger RNA. Its product is annotated as organic cation/carnitine transporter 3-like. Gene Ontology annotation, molecular function: transmembrane transporter activity. The transcript has a single exon. Bases 146 to 1669 code for a protein of 507 amino acids. Gene Ontology annotation, cellular component: membrane. The record is from RefSeq and is a predicted model, not a curated record. Lineage: Eukaryota; Viridiplantae; Streptophyta; Magnoliopsida; Fabales; Fabaceae. Gene Ontology annotation, biological process: transmembrane transport.
AAAAUAUAUAGUAUAUAGCUAAGCUUGGCUCGCUGCCAUAAAACUUGGGGUCAAAGUAUAACAUAGCUAACCUGACAGUAGUAGUGACUACAUAUGAUUAUAUAGACCCAUUCUGGCUUAAGUUAUUAGAGAGGCUGAAAAAGAAAUGGAAGAUUCAGUUCCAAUUUUAAGAAACUCUGAUUGUAUUGUGCAGGAAAAGUUGAUUCCCUCAUGGGAUGAAGCGAUAGAGAAUGGUUUGCGAGAAUUGGGGUGGUCGGGGAUGGCGCAAUGCAUCCUUGUGUCCAUUGCUAUGUGCUUUGAUGCACAGCAGUCCUUCAUGGCAAUCUACUCCGACGACUACCCAACAUGGCACUGCACAGAGACAGCAUGCACCUCAUCACGUUCUGACAUAUGCAAGCUUCCAAAGUCCUCUUGGGCAUGGGAUGGACCCUCUUCUAAGACAAUCAUAUCACAGUUUGGCCUUGAAUGUGCAGGCAGCUUCAUCACAGGUUUACCUCAAUCUUCUUUCUUCGCCGGUUGCCUUAUCGGUUCCUUUCUUCUUGCCUCCUUGGCUGAUACAUCUCUUGGAAGAAAGAACCUCCUCUUGCUGUCUUGUUUAUCAAUGUCCAUAUCUUCUAUCUUCAUUGUCUUCUCCACCAAUGUUUGGAUCUACUCCGCCUUUAAAUUCCUCAUCGGGUUUUGGCGUUCAUCCAUCGGAACAUGUGUUCUGGUGUUGCUGACUGAGAAAGUGAGCACUGAGUGGAGGUUCACAGUGGGAAUUGUCGAAUAUUUCUGCUUCACAUUGGGGUAUAUGAUCUUGCCUGGAAUAGCUUAUAUAAACAAGAAUUCUUCAUGGAAAACUCUCUAUGUGUGGACAUCCAUUCCUGCCAUUUUUUACUCUAUCAUUGCUUACCUUUUUGUUACCGAGUCUCCAAGGUGGCUUCUCAUGCAAGGUCGAGAGCAAGAAGCCAUGGCAAUGCUUAACGGAGUUUCUUCAGUAGAAAAUGGUGCUAAUUUAACUGCUAGCCUGCUGAAAGUUCCUGCUGCUAAACAAAAGUCUUCAAUUUUCCAACUUUACUCAUCAAUAGCAGAGUUGUUUGAGAGAAGUUGGGCUCUUAAACGGAUGGUGGCCAUUAUGGUGCUUGGUCUUGGGAUUGGAAUGGUGUAUUUUGGCAUGCCUUUGGCCGUCGGGAACUUAGGAUUUGACAUUUACUUGGCAGUUGUGCUUAAUGCCUUGAUGGAAAUACCUUCUUGUGUAGUCACCUACUUCUUGGAAAACUACAGAAGAAAGCCAUCUAUUCUUGCAUUUUCAGUAGCAAGUGGGAUAUGCUGUGUAUUGUGUGUGGUCGUAGGCAGUGGGCAGCAGGUAGCUAAGGUGGGGAUAUCAUUGGUAGCCUUUUUUAGUGCUGUCACGGCUUAUAAUGUGUUUCUCAUUUACAUUAUAGAGUUGUUUCCCACCAGCGUAAGGAACACCACAACCUCAUUGGUGAGGCAAGCAACUGUAUUUGGUAACAUAUUCAUCCCAUUUUUGAUAUCUGCAGGAAGGAAAAAUGAUAUUUUCUCCUAUGGCGUAUUUGGAGUAGUUAUAAUAUCAUCCUGUUUGACUUUAGUCUGUUUGCCAGAGACCACAGGAAUAGCACUUUGUGAUACCAUGGAUCAACAAGAGAAAAAGCACAGCUUAUCUGUGUAAAAUGUGUAACAGGGCUCGGAAAGAAAUUUUCUUGAUUUUGUCAACAAGAGAAAAAGAACAACACAUCUGGGUAAAAUGCAUAACUGGGUCAGUUUAUGAUGCUUUUGUAGGUUCGCUGUGUUUGCCACAUCGGUAGGAAAUGUUCUUUAUGUUGUCUCGAUUAUGAAGUGAAAAUAUCUAAGCAAUGCUAUAAAUGACGGACUCCGUUCUUGAAAUUUUCAUGUAGUUUUGUAUCAUUUAAGUUAAUUUAUGUAAUGUCCAAUCAACCUCAUAUGACUUUUGUUGAU